UCCAACCAUAGCCUUAAUGCUUUUCCCCAAAUCCCCAUUUACAAUUCAUGCAUACCUAUCUGCCUGGUCUAAAUUUUCUACUCAGAGGAAGAAGAAAAUAUGAUAUUUUCAAUAAAGAUUCAUCUUCCUCUGCAAAACAAGGCAGAAUCAUUUCAUUAUAUCUCCCAGGAAGUAUUUUUCCACAAAAUGCAGAGAAUAUAUUGUGGGGAACUGGUCAUUCAAAAAUUUAGAACACAAAGAGUUGACAAUGGUAACGUGUUAUACCAAGUGGGUACUAGUGUCCUGUGUCAUCUGCAGCUGAAAGAGUGAAAGAUAGAUCACACAGUACAAAUGCACCUAGCAGCAAAGAACCUCAGUGAGGAAAAGUUGUUGGCUGAGAAAAUUGUUUCAAAAAUUAAAAAAAAAAUGUUGCUGCAGUAGUUGAAAUCAUACAAAAUUUUAUUAACUUAAAGGUGUCAUUCCUAUUUUCAGAUAAUGUAUCAAUGCUCACCUUUGGUCAAGUAAAUGUUGGAUAAAAUAUAUAAAUAGAAUACACAAAGAAAUAUAGUCUUUUUGUUUCAGACCUGUUCUGUACUUUUAAUCUAGCAUGUCAACUUUCCAGAACACCACAACUUCUUCCAUCAUUUUCCUGCUCACUGGUGUGCCUGGGCUGGAAGCCUUCCACUCCUGGAUCUCCAUCCCCUUCUGCUUUCUCUAUGCAACUGCCCUCUCAGGGAACAGCCUGAUUCUCUUCGCCAUUAUCACUCAGCCCAGCCUCCACGAGCCCAUGUAUUAUUUCCUCUCCAUGUUGUCCACCACUGACCUCGGGCUAUCCAUAUCCACUCUGGCCACCAUGUUGGGGAUAUUUUGGUUCAAUGCCAGAGAGAUCAGCUUCAAUGCCUGCUUAUCCCAGAUGUUCUUCAUUAAACUCUUCACUGUCAUGGAAUCCUCAGUGUUGUUGGCCAUGGCUUUUGAUCGUUAUGUGGCCAUCUCUAAUCCCCUUAGGUACGCCACUAUUUUAACUGAUUCCAGAAUAGCUCAAAUUGGAGUAGCAAUUGUCAUCAGAGGGACUGUAAUGCUGACACCAAUGGUUGCACUUCUUAAGAGACUAACCUUCUGCAACAGCCAUGUGCUCCACCACUCCUACUGCUUCCACCCCGAUGUCAUGAAACUCUCAUGCACAGACACCAGGAUCAACAAUGUAGUUGGACUGACUGCCAUGAUUUCUACUGUUGGUGUGGACUCGGUCCUCAUCCUCCUUUCUUAUGUCCUGAUUAUUAGGACCGUCCUCAGCAUUGCUUCCCCAGAAGAGAGGAAGAAAGCCUUCAGCACAUGUAUCUCCCAUAUAGGAGCUGUAGCUAUAUUCUAUAUUCCAUUGAUCAGUUUGUCCUUUGUUCACAGAUUUGGGAAACGAGCUCCACCCUAUGUCCAUACCAUGAUUGCUAACACCUACCUGCUGAUCCCUCCUGUCAUGAACCCCAUCAUCUACAGUGUGAAGACCAAGCAGAUACGUAAAGCUGUGAUAAAAGUUCUCCAUUCUAAAAAAAUAUAGACUCACAAAACU
Peromyscus californicus insignis is the source of this 1543-nucleotide messenger RNA. RefSeq names its product olfactory receptor 51F2-like. Gene Ontology annotation, biological process: G protein-coupled receptor signaling pathway. The transcript has a single exon. Lineage: Eukaryota; Metazoa; Chordata; Mammalia; Rodentia; Cricetidae. The coding region runs from base 587 to 1531 and encodes 314 amino acids. The record is from RefSeq and is a predicted model, not a curated record. Gene Ontology annotation, cellular component: membrane. Gene Ontology annotation, molecular function: G protein-coupled receptor activity; olfactory receptor activity.